UGAGGGCUCUGUGUGGGUGGUGCCGUCUUAUCAGCUGAUACCAUUUCGGUCCUCCGUCCUAUGUAUUGUGCGUCAUGGCUGCAGUUGAAGGCGAACAGACGUUUCAGCUUUCAGAAUCUUACGUGAAAGCGCGUAACGAUUAUUUUCAUCGGGUUAUCAAAUGGUUCUACAAAGAUCAGACGUUGUCUGAGAUAUCAGAGCCAGAGAUUCGAUCUCCGGACUUCGCAUUUCUGGUGUGUUUACUUCAGGCAAUUGGUUUCGACUUGCACAGAAUCGAGAUGGUUCCUGCUGGUUCCCCUAUUAAAAUGGGCCAGGGGUCGGUACUUGCCUUGUGCAGUAUCAACAUAAAGUGUGAACGGUCUGGCCUGCAAGCGGUCUUGAGGUCAAGGUCAGACUCUGAAGCAACCUCCACCACAAACAGUGACACUCCUGUGAAACAGGAAAAUAUUGAAGGGACUUGCACGAUGGCUGGUUCCCUCUUGCCGCCUGUAACACCAGGAAAAUCCAGGGUUACACGGGAAAUUAUCUCCCAACUAAUGUCGCUAUUUUCCGGAGAGGAACGGACAGGAUACAGGGCACCAGAAGGUUGCACCAGCUGGACGUGUCCUCGUACGAAGCAACGUCCUGAGAUAACGCAGUGUGAACGCCGUGCAUCCCUCGAUACUUUCUUCCCAGUCGACUCUUCCGCCAAGGGUCAACAUUCAGGGUUGAACUUGGAUACGGGAGAAAUCGCGGCUACUAUGGCUGGAUCUAAUGAGGCGCUUUAUUCGUGUCCAGGGAGUCCGUUACUGGGUGGGAACUCGGUACCACAACUCGUUCGUCAGAAGACGUGGAGUAUUGGCAGUAUCCAGGAACUCGACAAUGCUCCAGCUUCUAUUUCGACACCGCCUCUUACGUCCAGUCCCCUGCAGUCACAACAACAAGUAGCUCAGAACUUGGAGAACCUCAGUUUGAACACCAAGGAUCCGGCUGUAGUGGACCGUCUUCGUGAGGCUUGCGCUAAGAUACACGAGGCACUGUCGAUACUGAACUCUACGAAGGAAAACAUGCCAGGAGUCAGUUCACCUCUUCCGACAAAAGUAAAUUCAAAGCCAUUUGAAGGUGGUAAAAAAAUUCCCUCCAGCAAGAUUUCGAAACCCACUCCGAGUUCCACUGCUGGGAAUUCGGGCCUGCGACCCGCCCAGCGUCCUGGAACAUUCAAAAGGCAGCGGUCCCCCGCGCGUGGAACAAAAUCCGUGGUCACCCCUAAACCAGCAAAACGUUGUGGCACAAUUUCUACUCCGCCUGGAAAAUUAUCUACACCUACAAAUACACAAGAUAAUGAAAUAAGGUCUGGAAGUUUCAUAAACAUGUCCGACCCAACAACAGGGAGCCCAAAAUUGUUUCUGCAUGCUUCAAACUCCGCGCCAGGCCGACAAAAUCGUGCAAAUAGCCCACCAGUAGGAGACAACCAAAGAUCAGGUACCCUCGGAAGGUCAUCGUCUUCCUUACAAACAUCACACAGCGCCUCGAAUUUGUCAAACGCGUUCAUUACACCGGGUCUUCGUAGGAUGCUUACUGGAAAAGGUUCCGGCAAUGCCGGAAGUACGCCCUGCACCGGAGUUGCACCUAACGCCCUCAACACUCCUCCUGUUUUACGCACAUCCAGUGCAUCAAGUUCCGGAUCGAAGUCGGUGCUGAGACCCAGUCUUCUCAAAACUCCUUCCAUAAUAAGCAGAUUCAAGAAAUAAUCCGUACGAUUAAAAUGAAUCAAAAUUCUUAUCUCUGUAGAUAUUAUUGUGAAAAUAGCAGCUGAAGGCUUCGAUAAAUCGAUUUAGAUCAUGUCAAUUUAUCUAAUUUAAGAUGUUUAAGGAACUUUGUAUUUGUCAGAAUUCGUGAAUAAGAAAUAUAAAUUACAAAUUACUUCUUUAAAAUAUUAAAAAUGUGGGCUAUUUAACUUAAUGAUCUUCGUGUUACAAUUAACGUGUAAUUUUGAAUAAAGACACCAGUAACUUUAAUUUCUGCAGCGCGGAUUUGACAAGGUUUAAUAUUUUUAGUCUUAAUGAUGUACAAAGUAAGUUCAAAGUGAAAAACAAUAAAUUAAGUCGUAAGCAAUUAUUCGGAACACGUGUGUCUAGAAUUACCAAUCAAUAACGCAAAGACCUUACGUAUAGUGUAACAGCCCAAAUUUUUUCUGAGUAAACUACUUAAAUAUGUAGCAAUCUUAACGUGAAAAGGAUAUAUGUGUUUAUAUGGUUAAAAUAUGAAAUAAAAAUUCGUAAUUGAUAA
Zootermopsis nevadensis is the source of this 2268-nucleotide messenger RNA. RefSeq lists its product as uncharacterized. NCBI's taxonomy places the organism in Eukaryota, Metazoa, Arthropoda, Insecta, Blattodea, Termopsidae. The record is from RefSeq and is a predicted model, not a curated record.